Messenger RNA from Serpula lacrymans var. lacrymans S7.9, 471 nucleotides. RefSeq lists its product as uncharacterized. Bases 1 to 471 code for a protein of 156 amino acids. The transcript has 4 exons. The record is from RefSeq and is a predicted model, not a curated record. Lineage: Eukaryota; Fungi; Basidiomycota; Agaricomycetes; Boletales; Serpulaceae.
AUGCCUGCCUCAGAGAUAGACGCUAUCUUUUCCUCCGCUAAUAAAGGCAAAUUUGUCGUAUCCGUCACCUCCUCGUCAACGACAUUGCCAGAAAAAAAGAAGAAGAAAAAGAGCAAAAAAGCCAAGAGUGCUGAUCUUCGCGAUCCCAAAGAUGAGGUGAAGUUGGCGGAUGAACCGAAGCAAGGGACGAAGAGACCACCACCUGAAACAGUCUUCGAUCCAUCUAUACAAGAACCCAAGGCCAAGCGCACGAAAUCAAGUGGGAAGGAUGCCUUGAAGGUGAAAAGCACGAAGACGUCGAAAAAGGAUAAGGAUAAGGAAGAUGAAGAUCGGUUCAAGGACUCCAGAGGAAACGGUCCAAGACGAAAAACGGAAGAAGGUUUCGGUAUAUACAAAGAAGAUGAGCUCGGCAUAAGCCAUGAAGGGGGAGAUACGCCACUAUGUCCUUUCGACUGUGAAUGCUGUUUCUGA